This is a messenger RNA of Amyelois transitella, 1957 nucleotides long. Its product is annotated as putative inorganic phosphate cotransporter. Gene Ontology annotation, molecular function: transmembrane transporter activity. NCBI's taxonomy places the organism in Eukaryota, Metazoa, Arthropoda, Insecta, Lepidoptera, Pyralidae. Gene Ontology annotation, biological process: transmembrane transport; monoatomic anion transport. Gene Ontology annotation, cellular component: plasma membrane. The transcript has 10 exons. The coding region runs from base 163 to 1725 and encodes 520 amino acids. The record is from RefSeq and is a predicted model, not a curated record.
CUUGAACUUAAACACAAAGACAAUAUUGAUUUAGAUAUAAUAAGAAGAAAUUACAAUAAAGUCUAUUUAAAGUAUGAUAAGAUUGUCCAGUGAUCUAAUAGUUUGAGAAGUGUCAUUAUUAUAGAGGAGCUCUGUGGUGACAGGAAUUCAAUACGUGUAAUUAUGUCUAAGUUUAGUGCAAAUGAAAAACCUGGAGAUGAUAAUGCUAAAAGUAAUUUUGAUGAGGAUUUUAAAGUUUCAGGUUGGGGUGUCCGCCAUAGACAAUGUGUGAUGCUGAUGGUAACACUAACAACUGCUUACAGUUUACGAGCAUGUAUGGGAGUGGCUCUAGUCGGUAUGGUUGAAACCAACCCUGUUUUAGAUAUACGAAAUAAUAUAAAUAACAGUACCAUUGCAAAUGAAACUGGAGAUGGACUGAAUGUGAGAGGAACUGAUUAUGUAGCUAAUGGAUUUUUUAAUGCACUGAUGCUUACUCCUCCGUAUCCUCAAUUCGACUGGAGCAAAAAGGUUCAAGAUAUGGUCAUCUCAGCUUUCUUCUUCGGCUACAUGUUGCUCCAGAUUCCCGCCGGCCAGCUGGCUCACAGGUUUGGGUCCAGAAGGUUGAUAGCUGGGGCCAUGUUCAUCAACUGUGCGGCGUCUGUCCUGUUUCCUACUGUUACUUUCUAUGGCGGCUGGAUAACUGCAGCUGCGUUUCGAAUGAUAUUAGGCCUAUCACAAGCAUGUCUAAUGCCAUCAACCCACACUUUCUUGGGGAAAUGGACAACUCUGGAAGAAAGAGGAAGAUUAAGUGGCAUGAUAUAUGGAGCUCAAGCAUUAGGUCCAGUCCUUGGUCUACCACUGACAGGCUUCAUAGCUGCGUCACCUGUGGGCUGGCCAGGAGUGUUCCGAUUUUAUGGAACCCUGGCCGGGAUUUGUGGAGCUAUCAUCUGGUUCUUCUGCGCGGACAGUCCGGCGCAGCAUAAGAAAAUUUCGGCAGCAGAAAGAAGAUACAUUGAAGAGGCGUUGAGGCAGAAAGGUGUAACCAAACAUCUCAAAGUUCCUUGGAGUCGCCUCCUCCGCCACCGAGGACUGUACGCCAUCGUGGUAGCUCACAUCGGGAACACGUGGGGUCAGCUGACCUUGUAUUCCGAGGUCCCAGCCUACAUGGAUAAGGUCAUGGGGGUGAACAUUAAAGCGAAUGGCAUGUUGAGCGCCCUUCCAUUUCUCAUGAUGUUCAUCAUGAACUUCUUCUUCAGCUGGCUGUUUGACAUGCUUAUCGUGAAGAAGUACAUCGGAGUCACGUUGGCGAGGAAGCUCGCUCAAUCUAUUGGUUCUAUUAGCUCGUCAGUAGGUCUUAUUAUUUUGGCGUUUGCACCCAAGAAUAUCUACGUAGUGGAAACUAUCAUGGUCAUUAUGUGUGGACUGAACAUUGCAUCUCAUUAUGGAUUUUUGGUGAACCACAUCGACAUCUCUCCUAACUUCGCCGGGACCAUGAUGAGUCUCAGCAACUUCUCGUCCAACGGCGUCGGCGUGUUGGCUCCAAUCGUAGCUGGGAUUAUCUUAACCGAUGUUACAAGCGUUUACUUGUGGAGAUGGGUGUUCUUCGUAUCCAGUGGCUUGUACUUCUUCACAAACGCUGUCUACCUUCUACUCGGUACUUCAGAACUCGCUGAUUGGAACGAGCCUGAAUCUGCAAAGGAUAAUGAAGAAGCUGAUGCUAUGAUGAAGAAAGAACAAAAGGAUUAAGAUGGAAUUCAGUUAGAUUUUAGAGCUUUUUUAAAUGACGAAUUCGACUGGAUAAUGUUGAUUAUAAGUGAAUAAAUGAGUUUAAAUUUGGUGGAAAUUAUACACGUUAUAUUGAACGGCUUACUUGAGUCAAGAUGUAAUGCGUAUGAGAUGAAUUUGUGAUUAUAAUGUAUCUACAUAAGCAUAAGCCAUAGAAAAUAUAAUAUAUAAAUUGUUCCAUGAUUUUUAUAAA